Messenger RNA from Helianthus annuus (common sunflower), 3196 nucleotides. RefSeq names its product bifunctional aspartokinase/homoserine dehydrogenase, chloroplastic. Lineage: Eukaryota; Viridiplantae; Streptophyta; Magnoliopsida; Asterales; Asteraceae. Bases 197 to 2953 code for a protein of 918 amino acids. Gene Ontology annotation, biological process: L-homoserine biosynthetic process; aspartate family amino acid biosynthetic process. The record is from RefSeq and is a predicted model, not a curated record. Gene Ontology annotation, molecular function: aspartate kinase activity; homoserine dehydrogenase activity; NADP binding. The transcript has 19 exons.
UGGUAUUGAAUUGAAUAUUCCGAAAGGCCAAAACACAAUCAGGUGGUCCCUUUGAUUUUACAUUAAUGACCCUUUUAUUUAUUGCCAGAAAACACAGCAUAAUUGGUGGUUGGUAUGCGCAUCAGUUACCAGUAGGGUUUAUUACAACAACAACAUCCACCGGCGGCACUUGACUGUAGUUAAGAUUUAAGAACAUAUGGCAUUGUUGAGUCCUGUUUCAUCAUCAUGUUUGCCAAGAUUGUGCUCUCAAUUAGCAGCACAUGAUGCAGUUGUAGAUACAAAGUCUAGGGUUUGCUUAUCAAGUGCAUCAUCUCACCUUCAACGCAGUUUGAUUCAUAAAUGUUAUUUGGAUAAAAGAGAGUCACAUGGUUUCAAAGUUUCGGCUUCGGCUUCGGUUACAGCAGAUGUUUCGACAGCUGAAGUGGCUGUGAAGUCGCCGAUAGUGAAGGGUGACACCUGGUCUAUUCACAAGUUUGGUGGCACGUGUGUGGGAACUGCGCAGAGAAUCCAAAAUGUUGCGAAUAUUGUUAUCGAAGACAGCUCUGAGAGAAAGCUGGUGGUUGUUUCCGCAAUGUCGAAAGUUACAGACAUGAUGUAUGAUCUUAUUGAGAAAGCGCAGUCACGAGACGAUUCGUAUGAAGCGGCUCUUGAUGCUGUAUUUGAAAAACACAAGUUGACUGCUGUUAACCUGCUUGAUGGGGACGAACUUGCUAGUUUCUUGUCUGUUCUGACUCGUGAUGUCCAUAACCUGAAAGCAAUGCUACGUGCAAUAUAUAUAGCUGGACAUGGUACAGAAUCUUUUUCCGCUUUUGUUGCGGGACACGGAGAGUUAUGGUCAGCUCAGAUAUUAUCAGCUGUCCUCAGAAAGGGUGGGAUAGAUUGUACAUGGAUGGACACAAGGGAUGUCUUGAUUGUGACACCUGCUGGUUCUAAUCAAGUUGAUCCCGAUUACGAGGAAUCAGAGCAAAGACUUGACAAUUGGCUCUCGCAAAAUCCUUCUAAGGUAGUUGUUGCUACUGGUUUUAUAGCUAGCACACCUCAAAAUAUACCGACAACUUUGAAAAGGGACGGGAGCGAUUUCUCUGCUGCUAUCAUGGGUGCUUUAUUCAGGGCCCGCCAAGUGACAAUUUGGACGGACGUCGAUGGCGUGUAUAGCGCAGAUCCUAGAAAAGUUAGUGAGGCGGUUGUACUGAACACCUUAUCUUAUCAAGAGGCAUGGGAAAUGUCAUAUUUUGGGGCAAAUGUUUUACAUCCUCGAACUAUCAUUCCAGUGAUGCAGUAUGACAUUCCGAUCGUUAUAAGAAACAUCUUCAACCUCUCUGCACCUGGAACAAAAAUUUGCAGGGCACCCAUCAUUGAAGCUGAAGUAAAAAAGGACUCGGUAGCUUAUGUAAAAGGCUUUGCAACCAUAGACAACUUGGCCCUUGUAAAUGUCGAGGGAACUGGAAUGGCUGGUGUUCCGGGUACAGCAAGUGCCAUUUUUGCGGCUGUUAAAGAUGUUGGAGCUAAUGUCAUCAUGAUUUCUCAGGCUAGCAGUGAACAUUCUGUGUGCUUUGCUGUGCCUGAGAAGGAAGUGAACGCGGUUGCAAAGGCAUUAGAGGCUAGAUUUCGUCAAGCUUUGAGUGCUGGCCGUCUUUCUCAGGUUGCAAUAAUCCCGAACUGUAGCAUUCUUGCAGCAGUUGGGCAGAAAAUGGCUAGCACCCCAGGUGUUAGCGCCACACUAUUUAAUGCACUUGCCAAGGCUAAUAUUAACAUCCGAGCUAUAGCACAAGGAUGCUCAGAGUACAACAUCACAGUAGUUGUCAAAAGAGAAGAUUGCGUGAGAGCCCUAAGAGCCGUUCAUUCAAGAUUCUAUCUUUCUAAAACGUCAAUAGCAGUUGGCAUAAUUGGACCUGGGCUGAUUGGUGCCACUUUACUUAAUCAGCUUAGGGAUCAGGCAGCAGUACUGAAGGAAAAGUCUAAAACUGAUUUACGCGUUAUGGGUAUCAUUGGAUCGAAGAAAAUGCUACUGAGUGACACGGGUAUUGAUCUUUCUAACUGGAAAGAACUUCAGAAUGAGAAAGGAGAAAAAGCCGAUCUGGAAAAGUUUGUUCAUCAUGUUCACGGGAAUCAUUUUAUCCCCAAUACGGUAUUAGUAGACUGUACAUCAAGCACUGAUGUUGCAGAUCACUAUCAUGACUGGUUACACACAGGAAUUCAUAUUAUUACCCCAAAUAAGAAAGCGAAUUCUGGACCACUUGAUAAGUAUUUGAAGCUGAGAGCUCGUCAAAGGCAAUCGUUCACUCAUUACUUUUAUGAAGCUACUGUUGGAGCUGGUCUACCAAUCAUGCAUACGUUAAGAGAUCUUCUUCAAACAGGGGAUAAGAUUAUCAAAAUUGAAGGCAUUUUCAGUGGGACAUUGAGUUAUAUAUUCAACAGUUUUGUCGACACACGAGCGUUCAGUGAAGUAGUGAUGGAGGCAAAAGCAGCAGGCUACACCGAACCUGACCCUAGGGAUGAUCUUGCUGGUACCGAUGUAGCCAGAAAGGUGAUAAUUCUUGCUAGAGAAUGUGGUUUAAACCUUGAACUUUCAGAUAUUCCUGUGCAAAGCCUUGUGCCAGACCCAUUAAAGGAAACUGCAUCAGUGGAUGAUUUCAUGCAGCAGCUGCCGUCCUAUGACUCAGAUAUAGCCACUAAGCGUCAAGCUGCAGAGGAUGCCGGAGAAGUUCUAAGAUAUGUUGGGGUUGUGGAUGUUAAAAACCAGAAGGGAGUUGUGGAGUUGCAACGAUACAAAAAGCAACACCCGUUUGCCCAGCUGUCGGGUUCUGAUAACAUCAUUGCUUUUACAACAGAAAGGUACAAUAAACAACCUCUAAUCGUUCGCGGUCCGGGAGCCGGAGCAGAAGUAACAGCUGGUGGUGUUUUCAGUGACCUGUUACGGCUUGCCUCAAAUCUUGGCGCCCCUUCAUGCUAAUCGUGUUUGUAAUUGCGGUCCUUAUUUCUAUAUAAUAAGCCAAUCGAGGUUGUUGUAUUGAAUUCUGUUCUGUUGUUGCAACGGUUCAAUGCAAGAAGCAAUCUUGGGUUUAGUUUAGGUAGCUCUUAAUAAGGUUAGGACCAAAAACUAUUGUUUCAUGCUUGCUAGGUACUUGUUCUCAUAAUGAUUUUUUCCACAAGUUCUGUUCAAAUGAAAUAAAGGUCGUUCAAUACAUUUCGUGAA